AGAGAUAAAGACACGAAAGAAAAGCUGAAUUAAUUAAAUAAAAGGAGAGAGAGAGAAGAAGAAGAAGAAAAUAAAAAAGAAGUGUGGGGAUUCUAGAGAGAGAAAGGACACAAAAGGACCCAAAAAACAAGUAUUUAAAGCCACCACCAGGCCACUCGUACCACUGCAAUGAUAUGAUAUGAUGAACUACUCACCACCUAAGUAGAAGAAGAAGAAUCAGCUUAAAAGCUCCCUGACCCUAACCUCAACUUUUUCUGACUAUUAAUAUUUUUUUCUUUUCAAAUUUUUUCUCGGCUACCCAGUACAGCUUUUGAUCAUAUAUGAGCUGGGUUCUAUCUAGUUUCUCAAAUUUCGAAGCCUAACGAGCCUUUUAGCUUUGUUGCUUACAACACACGUUAUUUAAGCUGUUUCGCGGCCUUGAAAAAGCUGCGAUUUAACAGUGAACACUCAUUUGCUCUCUCUUUCUCAAGUCUCAAUCAUUCCCUCUCUAUAAAAUCACCAUCGUUUCGUUCCUUUCGGCACAAUCACACUGGUGGGCUUUCACCUUUCUGUGUGCUACUACUUUCAGAGAAGAAAGUUCUUCCUCCUCCAUUGUAUUCCUCUUUCUUUUCUUGUUAAAAAAAAUGGACGGAGAAGAGAGUAAAGUUUCAUUAGUGGUGAGAAACUAUGACCAAAAAACAGACAUUUGGGGAGUGGAAGAUGUUGAGAGGCGAUGUGAGGUUGGACCUAGCGGCGAGCUCUCUCUCUUCACUGACCUUUUGGGUGACCCAAUUUGCCGAGUCCGAAACUCACCUGCUUACCGUAUGCUGGUAGCUGAGUCGAUAAUUGGGGAAGAGAAAGAGAUAGUAGGAAUGAUCAGGGGAUGCAUCAAAACUGUUACUUGUGGGAAAAAGCUUUCCAGAAAUGGCAAAAACAAUAACGAAGCUACUCCUAAACCUGUCCCUGUUUAUACCAAGGUCGCUUAUAUACUUGGCCUCCGGGUUUCUCCUCUCCAUAGGAGGAUGGGUAUUGGGUUGAAACUGGUUCGUGAUAUGGAAGAGUGGUUCAGAGAAAAUGGUGCUGAAUAUUCUUACUUAGCAACCGAUAACGACAACCAAGCUUCCGUUAAUCUCUUUACCGACAAAUGUGGAUACUCAAAGUUCCGUACACCAUCAAUACUCGUCAACCCGGUUUUCGCUCACCGGGUUCGGGUCUCCUCACGGGUCACCGUGAUCAAGCUAUCGCCUUCCGACGCCGAGUUCCUCUACCGGAAGCGUUACGCCACCACUGAGUUCUUCCCGCGCGACAUCGACUCGGUCCUCAACAACAAGCUCACGCUGGGGACGUUUCUAGCAGUUCCACGUGGCACUUACACGACAGAGACGUGGCCCGGGUCGAACCGGUUCUUGUCGAUCCCGCCCGAGUCGUGGGCGUUGCUCAGCGUGUGGAACGCCAAGGACGUGUUCACGCUUGAAGUCCGUGGCGUGUCGCGAGUGAAGCGCACGCUUGCGAAGACGACUCGGGUCCUGGAUCGGGCUCUGCCCUGGCUCCAACUCCCUUCGGUGCCCGAGGUGUUCAAGCCGUUUGGGUUGCAUUUCUUGUACGGAUUGGUAGGCGAUGGCCCACGCGCGGUUAAGUUCGUGAAAGCGCUCUGCGGUCACGCGCACAAUUUGGCGAAGGAGCGUGGGUGUGGUGUAGUGGCGACGGAGGUUUCGAGCCACGAACCGCUUAGGUUAGGUAUUCCGCACUGGAAGAGGCUAUCGUGCGCCGAGGAUUUGUGGUGCAUUAAGAGACUUGGGGAAGAUUAUAGUGACGGGUCUGUCGGUGACUGGACCAAAUCACCUCCUGGCUUGUCCAUUUUUGUUGACCCCAGAGAGAUCUAAUUUCGUAAAGAAUCCAAAUUAGGUUCAAAACAUCAUCAUGGGCUAAUAUCUUAAUUUUUUUUUUUUAGAAAAAAAGAAAAGAAAAAGAAAAAGUCUUUUUUUUUUUUUCUGAUUUUGUAACCUUUUAUUUUUCGAUGAUAUUCUCGUAGGAUAAGCGAUUUUGAUAGGGGUGGGAAAAGAGUUUCCUAUUCACAAAGAUAUGGGUCUUUUCUUUUGUUGUAAAAGAGAAUAUCACCAUUGUUUUUUGUUUAUUUAUUUUUAAUGUCAUUGAUACCAGUCAUGUAAAUGAAUGUGACAUUUUUAGAUCCUCCUUGAGCCAAACACAGCCUUAAUUUAAUGUGGGGUUGGAUUUAUCUUUUUGUUA
Messenger RNA from Humulus lupulus (European hop), 2226 nucleotides. RefSeq names its product probable N-acetyltransferase HLS1. The coding region runs from base 624 to 1862 and encodes 412 amino acids. The record is from RefSeq and is a predicted model, not a curated record. Lineage: Eukaryota; Viridiplantae; Streptophyta; Magnoliopsida; Rosales; Cannabaceae. Gene Ontology annotation, molecular function: acyltransferase activity, transferring groups other than amino-acyl groups. The transcript has 3 exons.